This is a messenger RNA of Sorghum bicolor (sorghum), 2416 nucleotides long. Its product is annotated as wall-associated receptor kinase 4. Bases 15 to 2291 code for a protein of 758 amino acids. The transcript has 3 exons. Gene Ontology annotation, cellular component: plasma membrane. Gene Ontology annotation, biological process: cell surface receptor signaling pathway; protein phosphorylation. Gene Ontology annotation, molecular function: protein serine/threonine kinase activity; ATP binding; polysaccharide binding. The record is from RefSeq and is a predicted model, not a curated record. NCBI's taxonomy places the organism in Eukaryota, Viridiplantae, Streptophyta, Magnoliopsida, Poales, Poaceae.
UAUUGAAGAGCGAGAUGCCGGCAAUACUGCUUGCGCUGCUCAUGGCCGCACUGCUCUCGCCGGCGGCAGCCGCAGUGAGAUGCCCGGAGGAGUGCGGCGGCGUGAAGAUCCCGUACCCCUUCGGCAUCGGCCGUGGCUGCUACCUCGAGACGGCGACCGGUGACGGCGGCGGCCACGACGAGCCAUUCAACGUCACCUGCAGCAACCGCGACGCCGACGGCAAGCUGCACCCAAAGCCCAUCCCCAUGGUGGACGGCGGCCUGCAGGUGCUCGACAUCGACGUGGCCGGCGGGAGGAUGCGAGCCUACACCAGGGUGAGCUCGUGGUGCCGCAACGCCGCCAACACGUCGCCGUCCGCGGUCGACGACGACAGCUGGGUGUACGAGUCGGCGACGUUCCGCGUCUCCGGCACCGAGAACGUGCUCACCGUCGUCGGCUGCGGCGUGCUGGCCUACAUCGGCACGCAGGACCGCGGCGUCGACAACCGCUACGUGGUGGGCUGCAACGCCUCGUGCCCGCGCGGUAUUGUGCGGCCGUCGUCGACGGCCGCCGCCGCCGCCAGCGGCGUCUCCUCCUGCGACGGCACGGACGGCUGUUGCCAGACGACGAUCCAGCGGGGGAUAAGGUCAUUCGUCCCUAGCUUCGUCGCCGACGAUGAGGACAGACCAGACGGCUCCGGCGCCGGCGGCAGCCCGUGCAGAUACGCGUUUCUGGUGGAGAAGGAGAAGUUCAAGUUCCGGACGUCCUACGUCACUAACAGGGAGCUCGCCGGCGCCGCCGGCAAGCGGUUGCCGCUGGUGCUCGACUGGGCCGUGGGCAACAAGAGUUGCGUGGUGUCACAGAAAGACAAGGCGACCUAUGCCUGCCUCAGCGACAACCACGAGUGUGUCAACUCCACCAACGGCGCAGGGUAUCUAUGCAAGUGCAAAACUGGGUACCGAGGAAACCCUUACCGCAACAAUGGCUGCGAAUAUAUUGAUAUGUGCAAGGAGAAGAAACCAUGCCAUGCCUCUGCUAAAUGUGACAGCAUCGAAGGAGGCUACAGAUGCUCAUGCCAUCGUGGUAGACGAUUAAAAGCUGAUGGUAGUGGUGGAUGCGAGAUAGAUUACCUCCUACCUGUGAUCGGUAGCAGCAUUGGUGUGGUUGUGCUAGCUGUGGUGUUGUCUUGCACCUACGCGGUCCAAGAGAAGAAGCGGCUCGCCGCCAUCAAGAAGAGAUACUUCCGGCAGCAUGGCGGUCUCCUCCUCUUCGAGGAGAUGAAGCAGUCGUCGCCGUCGUCACGGCUGCAGGGGCAGCAGACGCCUUCGCCUUCCUUCACGCUCUUCACCGAGAAGGAGCUGGAGCAGGCGACCGACAGAUUCGACGAGCGGCACGUCCUGGGCAAGGGCGGCAACGGAACCGUGUACCGCGGCGACCUGAGGGACGGCAGGGCCGUGGCGAUCAAGCGGUGCCGGGUCGCCGGCGACGAGCGGCAGCGCCGGGAGCUCGGCAAGGAGGUGCUCAUCCUGUCCCAGGUGAGCCACCGCAACAUCGUCAAGCUCUACGGCUGCUGCCUCGAGGUGGCGGUGCCCAUGCUGGUGUACGAGUUCAUCCCCAACGGCACCCUCUGCGAGCUCCUCCACGGGCAGGGCGGCGAGGACCGUGCAACCCGCGCCUCGCCGCCGUCGUUCGCGAUCCGGCUCAAGAUCGCGCACGAGGCCGCGGAGGCGCUGGCGUACCUGCACUCGACGGCGUCGCCGCCGAAGAUCAUCCACGGCGACGUCAAGUCCGCCAACAUCCUGCUGGACGACAACUACGACGCCAAGGUGUCGGACUUCGGCGCGUCGGCGCUCGCGCCGCCGCCGCCGUCGUCGUCCGACGACGAGGCGCAGGCGCACCACCACCUGGUGACGCUGGUCCAGGGCACGUGCGGGUACCUGGACCCGGAGUACUUGCAGACGUGCCGGCUGACGGACCGGAGCGACGUGUACAGCUUCGGCGUCGUGCUCCUGGAGCUGCUCACGCGCAGGAAGGCGCUGGCGCUGGCGGCGCCCGUGGAGGAGGAGCGCAGCCUCGUGGCGCACUUCCUGUCCUCGCUGAGGAACGGCAGGCUCGACGCGCUCCUCGACGCCGGGAUCAGGGACGAGGUCGGCGGCGAGGUGCUCGGGAUGGUCGCGGCGCUCGCGAAACGGUGCCUCGAGAUGUCCGGCGAGAUAAGGCCCCCCAUGCGCGAGGUCGCCGAGGAGCUUGAUAGGGUGAGGAAGCUGUGGCGGCAGAGAUGUUUCGGCGAAGUUGCUGUUCUUGUUAAUUAGUGAUGAUAGGUGAAGCUGUUUAAUAGAAACGUGGAGGUGGAGUAUGUACGUGUAUAGGACGUACUAUACUACUAUAGGAGUAGUUUAGUAGGUCACCAAACUUUAAUUUGCACUAGUACUCAAAG